This is a messenger RNA of Fonticula alba, 684 nucleotides long. RefSeq lists its product as hypothetical. Lineage: Eukaryota; Rotosphaerida; Fonticulaceae. The transcript is spliced from 2 exons. The record is from RefSeq and is a predicted model, not a curated record. The coding region runs from base 1 to 684 and encodes 227 amino acids.
AUGCCGCCAUCGACCAUUGACGAGCCCAGGGCCUCGGCGUCGAGCCAGUCCCCGGCCGGGGGGAAACGCCCCAAUCGGCGGCGUCCGAACAAUCGCUCCGCAUCCGGUCGCACGGAAACCCCACCGGAAGAGCUCUUUGCCGGGUUUGCCAGCCGGCGCACGGUUCGCCCCGCGCCUGCUCCAGCUGAGUCGGUGGACAGCCUCGCCGACCGGCUGGAGUCCACGGUGAUUGCCGCGUCCACUGGGCCGAGUGGCAUUUCCACAGAUGGCGUGCCGGAGACCGUGAAGCCCCUGGCUUCUGCCACCGAGGAGGGGGAGCCUGUGGCGGCGGGCAUCGCCACGGAGGCGGGUGAUCUGAAAUCCGCCGGCGUGUCGACCGCCGUGGACAUUCCGAUGGGCGCCAGUGCCUCGGGCCCCCCCACUGCCUCGGGAGCCUCCGCUGAGUCAGGCUCGACCAGUGCCCCGGCGCUGCGCAAUGCUCGGACCGGACGCUCAGACCGGCCGGCUUUCUCGAUGCAUGUUGCCCGGCGAAUGAUCGAAAAUGAAUUGGAGAUCUCGAUGGCGGUGUCGGACGAGCGCAAGGCCUUCGAGCGCGAACAGCUAGACCGUGCCCGUGAGGAGCGCCGGGUACGACGCGAGCAGGCUCGGCAGAGACGUCUUUCCGAGGAGGCGCCCGAGCAGUAG